UUGUGCGGCCGGACGCUGGACCGUCACCCGCGCGCCGCCGGCACCCGAUACCAACCUGAGCAGCCUCGGCUUGCACCCCGGAGCUUCCCCGACUUCAUCACAUCCCUUGCCUACAGCUAUACCCUGGGGUUCGACAGUUCCACCGCUGUGCACACAACGGGCUGUUGAUAGACUUUAUAUUCAAGUCUUGUUCUCUAACGUAGACGCGAAGUGCUACAACUCGUGCUUAUUUCACUGAAGUGCUUAUCCGAUUUCUCAUACAUUUUGGAUCGCAUCUCCAUUGGCUAAGAUUAUACAACUGAUGCAGAAAUUUGGACGAUUAAUCAGUCGUCGAGCUUUAGCGAAUUUUGAUCAAGAUCAUGGAACAACAAGAGCUCUGUAACGCCGCCGCCGAGAGCCUGCUGUGCUGAGUUCUUGUCGCUCACAGUACGGGGUUGGGGUGAAUAAUGGGAAAAAGACACGUCCGGAUCAAGUUUGCACAUUCCAUUGGUCCGCCUAUUGAUUUGAGCAAGUUGGAUAGAUCCAACUAGCACCCCAACCCACGCCCCUUCUUAUGCAUUAUCAGUUACCGACGCUCUAGCGACUGCCAAUAAAGUACAAGUCAUAAUCGGGUUAUACAUUAUUCAUUUAUAUAUUUAAAAGAUAAAUUUAGAUUUACUUACUUUAGUACAAACUUUAAUCAGAAAAGGAAUACGGCGACUUAGCUGAUGUUGAAGAACAAACCGGGUCGUUAUUCUCGGUUAAAAUAAUAAACUGUAGUCAUGACGGCCACUGCACCAGAAUUGUCCAAGUCAGAUUUCUUUGAUUUCGUGACAUCUAAUGACGUUACUGACGCCCAGUACAAACAACAGAUGCGUUCUGUUAAUGUGUUCAUGGAAUCGCCGGACUCGAGGUCGAACCCUUUGUUGUCGGAAGAACCAAAAGAACAAAAUAACAAUAGCUUAUUGAGCGUGGCGGGAGGACAAUCUACUGUUAGUAACAGCAUGGCCUCGGCGACCACUUCGAAUACGUUACAAAGUUUUGAUUCCAUAUGGAACGUAGAUCGAGACCGGGAUCGUUUAGAAAGUGCGAUGUUGGAAGACCUCAACAAAUUUUACUGGAAUCAGGAUAGUGAAAUAAACGGUGCGCAUCCUUGCACUGACACCGCCAUCUCCAACAAACUAAUUAGUAACAACACGGACGGACAAAUUUAUACUCUAACCGUAUUGAACCAAGAUAUGGGUGAACCGAAUCCUAACCGAUACUGGACAAAGGAAGAAGACGUCUCCAUGUCGAGCCCCACUGACAUAGAGCAACAAUCCUCGCUAGAUCUCGAGUCGAUAUUAAAUAUGAAUGGUUUCCCUAACGACUUUAGUCAGGAUUCUUUAACUACUAACAUACUACCAAAAGUUGAAAACUUUAAUUAUGAAGAUACGGAAUCAGAAAAUCAAAGUGCAGACAUGAGCACGAGUAGCUUGGUUAAAAUAGAACCCUUCAGUUACGAUGAAAAUGACUUUCAGAGUAACGACAAGAAAGAUGAUUCAUGUAGUUCUAUUGUAGGGACUCCGACUAUAUUAGAUAGUCAAGCAGAAUUUAACAACAACAACAACGACUGGAAGUUAACAGAUCAAAACACGGAAUCUAAUGAGUCUUUACUGAGAAGUGCUCUCCAAGGGAAAGCUUUUAUUAGAUAUAGCACGAUACAAAAGAGUAAUAUGUCGAAAGUAGAUGCAGAGACGGAGUUGAAAAGGGUUAUCAUAAAUAACAAUAAUAAAGCCGACGUUCCAUCAAUGUACCCAGACACUAAAGUUAGUGAAACAGAACUAUUGAUGGCCAUCGCACCACAAAGUGGAAACGUAAAUAUUUCAAUACUAUUAGAAGAUCCUACUGCGACUGUCAUUGCAAACGGUGACAAUCCGUCCUCGACUCAAAGCGUCGACGAUAUUUUACUUUCCCAAUUAGAUGCUAAUUAUCCUGAUGACUAUGAGAAGCUAAAACGAAUAGCUACAGAGUUGGGCGAGUCCGUGCAGCCGUUUUGCACCGUCGAACCCAUCGACCCGACCCGGAGUGUUUACAAUAUUCAUCAUGUAAACGGUGAAUUAGUAACAAUGAUUCCGGCGAGUGAAGUACAAAUACCCCAGCACUUACAAAUUGUGACCACGUCACCAGCGGUGACCAGCACGAAGUCUGUGAGCAAGAAAUAUAAACGAAUUCAAAACAAGAAUCCACCGCCGUCAACGCAAUCGCCAUCAGGGACUGCGAUACAAGCGGCCACAUCUACGUCGAACGGCGUUAGAAAAGAAAGAUCUCUUCAUUAUUGCUCGAUUUGUUCGAAAGGUUUUAAGGAUAAAUACUCCGUUAAUGUACACGUUCGAACACAUACGGGAGAAAAGCCUUUCUCUUGCUCACUUUGUGGUAAAAGUUUUCGUCAAAAGGCGCACUUGGCAAAGCAUUAUCAAACUCACAUCGCACAGAAGAGCGCCGCCGCCAAUGGGACGGCCAAACCUACUAAGCAAAGGUAACCGUAGCACCAUCGCUAAACUUUCGUCGGUAUGCAAAGAUAGUCAAAGGAACUUUAUUACAGUGAGAGUGAUUUACUAAAUAAAUACGUAAAGGCUGACAUAUCACAGAAGAGUUGGUAAGGUGCUAAAUAAACUAGUAGUUAUAGAGAAAUAAGGCAGUUGUGUAUGGUGAAAUAUUCGUCGGAUACUCGAGGCCGUAAUGAUAUUUGUUAAUUUGUACGUAAUUCCGUCCGUUACCGAAAUACUUUUAAGUCUAGCUAGUUUUAGCUAAGAACAAAUACAGUUAAGUGAAAUUUAUUAUGAGAUUUU
Messenger RNA from Papilio machaon (common yellow swallowtail), 2810 nucleotides. RefSeq names its product zinc-responsive transcriptional regulator ZAP1. NCBI's taxonomy places the organism in Eukaryota, Metazoa, Arthropoda, Insecta, Lepidoptera, Papilionidae. The record is from RefSeq and is a predicted model, not a curated record. The transcript is spliced from 3 exons. Gene Ontology annotation, cellular component: nucleus. Bases 762 to 2501 code for a protein of 579 amino acids.